This is a messenger RNA of Sus scrofa (pig), 3759 nucleotides long. It is a transcript of the gene SLC35E4, whose product is annotated as solute carrier family 35 member E4. The record is from RefSeq and is a predicted model, not a curated record. Lineage: Eukaryota; Metazoa; Chordata; Mammalia; Artiodactyla; Suidae.
AUUCGUUAAUCACUGAGCCACGAUGGGAACUCCAAGUUUUAUUUUUUUAAUUAAAGCUUACUGGAAACUGACAAAAUCUUAAAAAGAAUAUAACCCUUAGGGGCCCUAGUUCCUCCUCUUCAGGAAAUGUGGGGCGAGGUGGGCUGCCCCUUGACUGGCUCAGUUUCCCUCCCACAACCCCUCCUGGAGAAACGCUGUUUAAAUAAACACCUAUAUAUUUUGGUCCUUCGCUUGGAAAUCUCCUGCCCUACAAUUCGUAGUAUUCAGCAGUGAUUUGAAGGCUCCUAUAGGUAUUAGAAUCAUCAGAGGCAAAUGAAGAAAAAAAAAAAAAGCACACUCCUGGGCCCACCAGAUGGCAUGUGAUUCAGCAGGUCUGAAUCAGCAGUGAGGCUGGGGAUUUUAAUUCCAGCCCAAGGAUCAUGAUGGGGAUUAGGGAACACUUGCAGUAAUUCUCUGUUCUGGCCACCAGAGGGUGCCAGGGACCGUGUUAAGGGUCUCCCUUUGAGGUCUUGUUCCUCUAGACAGGUUGCCUUCAUCAAGGACUUGCUGGUCAAACAGGCUAGGGGUGAACAGUAUCCCAGCUGGCAGGAGCUCCCACAGAAGGAAACCGGGCAUCAGAAAAGAGGCUCACAGCGGGCACUGGGCACUUGUGAUUCUUGCAUAUCUGACUCUAGAGCUAAGAGAGGCCAGGGCUCAGCCUGGAAUUCCUAUCAGCCUGUCCUGUUUUGGGGUGUGCUGUUUACCCAAACCUCAGCUCUGAGACUAACCGUCCAUUCUGAUGGAAAAGCCAAGACUCAGGCAGGGGCAAAGGCUUAAUGGCAGCUGCUCUGGCUCCCAGCCCACCUGGGGCUCAUGUCCUGCCAGGAAUGGGGACAGAGAAUGGACACUAGGAAGUCCAGCUGUGAACCAGCCUCCAGUGCCCAGGAGAUGGGACAGGGCCUGCUGGCCAGGGAUAGAUGCUGGCUGGCGGGGCCCUGCUUCCGCAGCUGUGGGUGGCCUUGGUGAGUCAGCUUUCCUCUGCCUGCCUAGAGGGGGCCCGCCCUGGGCUGGGAGAGGGAGGUGUUCGGAUUAGGGAGGGGCAUUAAGGUGCCCCGGUGGUCCAGCUCUUCUGGAUGCUGAGGUCCCACGGGAUAUAACUGUGGCCCCGAGGCCCAUCUUCGAAGGAGGUCUCCCGGGGUGGGUGUCCUUGAAGAUGGAAUCUCUGGAGAGGCUAGGGCUCUUUAUCAGGCUCCCUCAGAAAGAUACCCCGUGGUCUCCUGCUCUGUGUUCGUCUCUAAGAGGCUUGCCACGGCACUAGGUGGGGAGAGGCCUGAUCCCCCACCAGUAGGGUAAAUGGGAACAGACUGGCUGACCACUCCCGUGAGGGGGGGCUCUGCUGGCGGAGGGAAUGCUAGGCGGAUGGGGGAGAGACGGAGAGCCGGCAGCUUGUGGGCGGGGCCUAGCCAGAGGUGACGCCCGAGGCUCAACCCAAUUUUCCGGGUGGGGCGAGAGGGGCGGCCGCGGAGGCGGGGCCUAGAGCGUGGAGCCUUGCCCUCCGCCCGAGCCUGGCGGGAUCUGCCGCCGCAGCCUGAACCGCAGCCGGAGCCGCUUGGAGCCGGAGCUGGAGCGCAGGCCCUGCCGGAGCCGAGCUGAGCCGAGCUCGCCGCUGGGCACCGGCCGGAACAGGGGCCCGCGUAUCAGCCCGCUUCAGGGCCUGGGCGCUAUCGGAGGCAGCGAGCCCCGACAACCAGCACCGCCCGGCUCAGGAGCCCGGAUCUCCCCUUCAGGCCUGCGUACAGCCUGAAAACGCAGGAGAGUCCCGGGGUCUGGACUGAAGAGAAAAAGGAGUAUUCCGUCUAAUCAUAGCGGGCACUGGGAGGGGAGAAGAGUGGAGACUUCGCCUGGCACAGGGCAGAGGUGCCCUGCACUUACUAGGCCAGGCUUGAGCACCAAAGAGCCUGGCAUCCUAGUAGAAGCGACCUGGGCUCUGCCCUGCCUGAGCCGGGAACGCAGCAUAGCUCCUGGACAGCCGCUGGCACAGGCCCAGCACAAGAAGCAGUGCCCUCACCUGUCAGAGACACGGUGGGAUCCGAGGACUCCGGAUCUGGCCCGACCCAGAGUGGGGCUCUCUGGUGACUCAGAGCUGGUCACUGGCGGGCCGGCCUCCUGCCCCAGCCCCACUGGUACGGAUGUGCCGCUGCCCGCCAGAACACCAUGACAGCAGGAUGACCUCAGCUGAGGUAGUGGCACUGGCUGGCGGGGCUCGGCUGGCCGGGUCCCCCGAGUGGCCCCCAGACACACCCCAGGCCCUGGGGCGGCCUGGCCGGGCCCGGGUGGCUGUGGCAGCACUGGUGUGGCUGCUGGCGGGAGCCAGCAUGUCAAGCCUCAACAAGUGGAUUUUCACAGUGCACGGCUUUGGGCGGCCCCUGCUGCUGUCUGCGCUGCACAUGCUGGCAGCCGCACUUGCAUGCCACCGGGGAGCCCAGCGCCCCAUGCCUGGCCGCACCCGCCGCCAGGUGCUGCUGCUCAGCCUCACCUUUGGUACCUCAAUGGCCUGUGGCAAUGUGGGCCUGAACGCUGUGCCCCUGGACCUGGCACAGCUGGCCACCACCACCACGCCGCUGAUCACACUGGCCCUGUCCGGGCUGCUGCUCGGCCGCCGCCACCAUCCGCUGCAGUUCGCUGCCAUGGGCCCGCUCUGCCUGGGGGCUGCCUGCAGCCUGGCCGGGGAGCUCCGCACACCACCAGCUGGCUGUGGUUUCCUGCUGGUGGCCACCUGCCUCCGUGGCCUCAAGUCCGUUCAGCAGAGUGCCCUGCUGCAGGAAGAGCGGCUGGAUGCGGUGACCCUGCUAUACGCCACCUCGCUGCCCAGCUUCUGCCUGCUGGUGGGUGCGGCCCUGGUGCUGGAGGCUGGUGUGGCCCCGCCGCCUGCCCCCACUGACUCGCGCCUCUGGGCCUGUAUCCUGCUCAGCUGCCUCCUGUCCGUGCUCUACAACCUGGCCAGCUUCUCCCUGCUGGCCCUCACCUCGGCCCUCACUGUCCAUGUCCUGGGCAACCUCACUGUCGUGGGCAACCUCAUCCUGUCCCGGCUCCUGUUCGGCAGCCGCCUCAGCACCCUCAGCUACGUGGGUAUCGCACUCACCCUUUCGGGAAUGUUCCUUUACCAUAACUGCGAGUUUGUGGCCUCCUGGGCUGCCCGCCGGGGCUUCUGGCGGAGGGACCAGCCUGGCAAGGGUCUCUGACACCUGGGGGAACACAGGGACUACCUGGUACAGCCCUGAAUCCAGCCUUGGCCAGUGGCCAUGGGAAAUGUGGAGAGUGGGCAGCGGCUGGGGCAGUGAGGGAGACAGGCCUUCCGGAAGGGCCACCUCGGAGGCUGGAAUGGGGACUUCCAGAGAGACCCACCUCCUGUCCCUGCUGGCCUCUCUUCAUCAGUGACCCCACUCACCACUGGAUGGUGGGUCCAAGCCCGGCACAGUCACUGAGUUUGUCCGAGAAAUUAUUACAUUUAGUUUCAACUAUGGCGCCGAAAAUUACCGGCCAAACUUUGAAAACCUCACCGUGUUCUAAUGUCAGCAAUGGUGAUUCUUGGCGGUCACACAAUCCUUCCUCCAGGAAGUGGGGGAGGCAGCUAGGGGGCUUGGGGUGGGGCUUCUUGGCUGUUGGCCUUCCCCAGGGAGUUGGGGUCUUCUGUGCCAACUCCAGGCAGCUGCUGAGGCCUCAGUCCUGGGCCCCCCAAUUUUGGGUCUUCCGUCCUCAAAUAAACUAUUUUUACUUGUA